AUGCUAAGAUCAAAAUAUUCAGCGCGUAUCGUCCCAACUUCUACUACUACUACUAUUACUGCUACCGUCAACCGCAGCAUUUUAUUAGCUGAAUAACAAACAAUAUAUCUAUAUCACUGCGACCGCAUCCAAACGUCGGCGAUCGAGCAAUGCAAUAAUGAUCACCUACACAACCAUCCUAAAUUUUCACCCAACCAUCACCACCAACCACCAAUACUACUACUACUACCACCACCACCACUACUACCACAUGCUCACAGUUGUUUUGGGCAAAAUGUCUAGGUACCGCGAGUGGGAUUUGUCAUGCAAAGUUUACGUCGGAAAUUUGGGAAGUAGUGCCAGUAAACACGAGAUUGAGAACGCCUUUAGUCAAUACGGUCCACUGAGAAAUGUCUGGGUCGCCAGGAACCCUCCAGGGUUCGCGUUUGUCGAGUUUGAGGACCCCAGAGACGCCGAAGACGCUGUGCGCGGGCUGCAUGGAAAACGUUGCUGCGGUACCAGAGUAAGAGUUGAAAUGUCCUCGGGAAGGAGCCGUCGUGCAGGAGGUGGCCGUAGACCUGGACCCAAAUACUCUAGGUCGAGAUCGCGCAGUCCCCGUAGAAGAUCUGAAUCUCGCUACUCCAGGUCACGCUCGCCAAGUCCGAGGUACUCGCCCUACGGUGAAUAUCGCAGUACAGAAUCCAGGUCGCGCAGUCCACGUAGGAGAUCGCUCACUCGCAGUCGCAGCCGAGAUCGUCGUUCCAGAUCUGAUUCCCGGCGAUCAGCUUUACGACUUAUUUAA
Messenger RNA from Cotesia congregata, 781 nucleotides. NCBI's taxonomy places the organism in Eukaryota, Metazoa, Arthropoda, Insecta, Hymenoptera, Braconidae. The record is from the annotation of a GenBank genome assembly.